Molecule: messenger RNA, 1694 nt
Organism: Trachymyrmex cornetzi
Lineage: Eukaryota; Metazoa; Arthropoda; Insecta; Hymenoptera; Formicidae
Exons: 6
Coding region: 1-1692 (563 amino acids)
Biological process (GO): DNA integration
Molecular function (GO): nucleic acid binding
Source: RefSeq, a predicted model, not a curated record
AUGCGGAAUGUCCUCCGUGGCAGGAGGUGGCGGCGAAGGAUACUUCUACCAAAAUCUAUAGGUACUACUUAUUGGGAUGCUUUGUUUGUAAGAGAUGGAGUUCUUUACAAGAAAUGGGAGGCCCCGAAUUUGAGGAAGGAAAUUUUUCAACUGGUGACACCCAAAAGUCAAGUUAAACGAAUUCUAGAAGAGGAGUGGUGUAAAACUUGCAAGGUAUGUUCGGCAAGAAAGGGUCCUCCUAAAAAGGGAAAAUCUCCUCUGCAGGUUUACAACGUUGGAGCGCCUUUCGAGAGAGUGCAGAUGGACGUUCUUGGUCCUCUGCCCGUGACCUCUUCCGGGAAUAAGUAUUUGCUAGUUGUUGUAGACUGUUUUUCUAAAUGGGUAGAGGCUGUUCCUUUAAAAAAUAUUAGAUCAAAAACUAUUGCGGAAGCGUUUUUAAAUCAGAUUAUUUCCAGGCAUGGAGUUCCUCUUGAAGUUCAUACUGAUCAGGGAAGGAAUUUCGAGUCGCGGGUCUUCCGUGAGCUGUCGCAUAUUUUAGGGAUUAAAAAGACGAGGACGACCCCUCUUCAUCCACAAACCUCUAAGCAUGAGACCACUGGUGUGUCUCCGGCGGAGCUUUAUCUUGCGCAGGAUCUCAGAUUACCAAUGGAUUUAUUACGUGGUAAUCCACCUGAUGAAGAGAGGUCAGAUUCAUUUGAGGGGUAUUCCGGUAAGGUAAAAAGAAGGCUGGAGGAACUCCAUGAAGACGUAAGGAAACGUCUAGAUAUUAAAUCUUCACAGACAAAAUCCUGGUAUGAUCAAAAGACCAGACGAAUAGAUUUCGAAGUAGGGCAGCGAGUGUGGUUGUAUAAUCCUCGAAGAAUUAAAGGAAAGGCUCCUAAAUUACAGUGUAGUUGGGAAGGUCCAUACUCUAUAGUAAAAAAACUUAGUGAAGUGGUUUAUUGUAUUCACAAUGAUGCAGCUCUUGAAAAUAUAAGUCGUUCUUCCACAUCUGUACAACAGUGCAAAAUUGAAAUCCAAGAUUUUACCACAGAGGAUAAUAAUUCACUAGAGAAUAAUAAUGAAUUCAAUUUGGCAAACUUUAUUUCUGAAGUACAAUCAUCGCUGAUACACGAAUGUGUCUCGCCGAUACAAGAAUGUGCCUCGCCGAUACAAGAAUGUGCCUCGAUGCCAGUAGUUGACCAAUUUUCUAUAAUACAAAAUCUAUAUGAAACAGUCACUCUUCCAACAAAACUGUGGUUUUCGCAAGUAUUCUCAGAUAAAAUCAUAUGGGCUCAGUGGGGUGACCAAUAUAAUACUGCAUUCCGUGUAACUUUGUUACAAGAUAUGAAUCUUCAAAUCUUCAUAGAAGAUAGACGGAUAUAUGUGCCGGGAUUAGAAAAAAUCAAAACAAUCACUGAGAUGUCUGCUGUUCUUAGACGAGUUUCAACUCUACUCCCUUGUGGUGGAGUAGGAAUAGGGACUGAAGGAAAAACCAUCGAGUGUAGCGGUUAUGUAUUGAAAAGCAAGAGUGGCCCCCAAACACAAAGGUGUAAAAUAUGUACUAAAAGACGGACGCAAGUUAUGAGGAAAUUGCGAAAUACUAAUAAGACACUAAAAGUGAAAUGUACAAAAGGAUUAAAGAAACUAAAAAAUGCUCUUAAACGUAAUAUUAGAUUGCGGGCGAAGGUAAUUUUAAACCAAUAUUUAUAAUU